UGUAUGAUCAAACAAAGCUCAAGGGUGUGGCUUUGCCUUGUCACCAGGAGGGUACAUAUAGGGAGGGCAAGAGCUCUGGGCCACUGCGAAGAUUCAAAAGCUACAAAAGCCCACUGCAGACAUUGAAGAACCAAUAUAUACAAUGGGCCAGCAAGCCAGUGCCGGCGGGGUGAAGAGAAGCACCCCCUGUGCCUCCAACGAGGCCGGCGAGACGAUGCCGGAGACCCCAAGUGGGGACUCAGACCCCCAACCUGCUCCUAAGAAACUGAAAACAUCUGACUCCUCCACCAUAGUAGUGGUCCGCUACAGGAGGAAAGUUAAAAGACGUUACUCCGUCUCCGAUGAAUUGGUGAAUGACCACUCCCGAGGGAACGGAAUCAACCCCCUCCAAAUGGAGGAGAAGGAAUUCAUGGAAAUAAGGGUUGAAACACCUGCAAAGUAGAAGGAAGAUGCAUUCAUCAGCCUUGGGCAAUGAAAAUAAAGUUUGAGAAGCUGA
Messenger RNA from Gorilla gorilla gorilla (western lowland gorilla), 496 nucleotides. Its product is annotated as sperm protein associated with the nucleus on the X chromosome C-like. The transcript is spliced from 2 exons. The coding region runs from base 143 to 442 and encodes 99 amino acids. NCBI's taxonomy places the organism in Eukaryota, Metazoa, Chordata, Mammalia, Primates, Hominidae. The record is from RefSeq and is a predicted model, not a curated record.